AUGGAGAAGCAUGCCAGCUUGUUAGAUAUUGUAUUCUCUUGGACUAUCAACGAUGUUCUCAACGAAAAUCUUUUCAAACACAAGGUGCAGAAGAUCCCUCAGACAUUCUUGUCAACGAAACAUUACAUGAAGUCUUUCAUUCCUUCAUUGAUUGAAGAAACACACAGUGAUCUGUUUUCAAGCUUGAUAGGAGUGUCUCAAGCUCCUUAUUGUGAAAUCUUGACAAUUGAAAGAUCCAGGGACUUCAGACCUCCCAAGGACUUGCUCUACCAGAUUACAUUGAAGAGCACUACUGAUGCUGUGAAAGAGGUUGGAAAGUAUGAACCUGAGGUUGGUGAUCUCAUUGCAUUCACAAAUAUUAGACCGAGAAGCAUACAUGACUUGAACAGGCCCAAAAGAUACUACCAUAUAGCUUAUGUUCAUAGUUCAAAAGAUGUAAUCACUGACGAGAUCCCUGUACUAUCAUCCAAGUACAUGGAGAUGGAUAUGAAAUCUCACUUAAGCAAUAACAAAGCACAAAAGCUUUAUGCCGUCUAUCUUUUGAACAUGACAACAAAUGUUCGUAUUUGGAAAGCCUUGAAAUCACAGUUCGAGGGUGCAAACAUGAACAUUAUUAAAACAGUGCUGCAAGCUGAUUCAACGAGCGGAGAAAAAUGCCACAUUUGCUUGUCUGAAGAAAAUCACAGUCGAGCCUAUUUUAGCGUACAAAAGAUAAUCCGUGCUCAGAAUCUGAACGAAUCGCAGAAAGAUGCGAUUUUAAGCUGUGUUACUAUGAGGAAAUGUCAUCAUAAUGACACUAUAAAAAUUAUAUGGGGACCACCAGGAACUGGCAAAACAAAAACGGUUGCUUCCAUGUUGUUUUCCCUGCUAAAGUUGAAAACCAGAACGUUGACAUGUGCUCCCACUAAUACUGCAGUGUUGGCAGUGGCUGCUCGUCUUCACGGUAUAGUUAAAGAUUCACUUGAGUUUGAUAAAUAUGGCCUUGGUGACAUUGUGCUAUUUGGCAAUAGUUCUAGAAUGAAAAUUGAUUGUCAUCGUGGUCUUGAGGAUGUCUUUCUUGAUUAUCGAGUGGAUCUUCUGUUGAAAUGUUUUUCUCCUUUGACGGGAUGGAAACAUUACUUGGAAUCAAUGAUCAUGUUGCUAAGGGAUCCCAAAAAGCAAUAUGACCUAUACAAGCGUGGUUUGGGAGAGGAUCUUAUGUCAUUAGAAGAAUUUGUUAAGCGAAGUUACAUAAAUGUAGAAUGUGCAUAUCGUACGUUCAAGAAACGUGGUAAGAAAUAUGGUCCUAUGACAUUGGAGCAAUUUCUGAAGAAGAAAUAUGUUUAUAUUGUAGAACAAUAUGAUAUUUACAAGCAUGAUGAAAAGAUGAGUAAUGGUAUGACAAUAGAGCAAUUUGUAAAGCAGAGAUUCAGUUUCGUUGGGGAGAAGCUCAAGUUAUUCAUGCGAACCUUAUAUGCGCACUUACCAACAUAUCUCAUUCCAUUUAUGGUGGUGAAGAACAUGUUUAGAGCUCUGGACUUGCUGAAAUCUCUUGAAAUUUCCUUGCGUCAAACCAAGUCCAAGCAUGCUCUCCAUGGUUGUGAAGAUGGACAAGGCAUUCUUGACUGCUUGGGAUGGUUAAGCAUCGAAAGAGAAGAGUGCCUUCGCACCCUAAGUUCGUUUUCUCAGUCAAUUUCACUUCCCAACCUCAGAACCAAAAGUUCCAUAUCAGAAUUUUGCUUGAUGAAUGCGCGCCUUGUUUUUUGCACAGCAUCAAGUUCCUCUAAAUUGUACGCUGAAGGAAUGAAAAAUGUGCGAUUUUUAGUAAUUGAUGAAGCAGCCCAGCUAAAAGAAUGUGAAUCAACCAUUCCAUUGCAGCUACCAGGCCUCCAGCGUUGUAUCCUCAUAGGUGAUGAGAGACAACUUCCUGCAUUGGUCAAAAGCAAGAUUGCUGACAAGGCUGAAUUUGGAAGAAGUUUGUUUGAGAGGUUGGUAUCGUUGGGGCACGAGAGGCACAUGCUUGAUAUUCAAUAUAGAAUGCAUCCAUCCAUUAGUAUAUUCCCAAGUAAGGAGUUCUAUGGUGAGCAACUUUCUGAUGCCCCCAUUGUAAGAGAAAUAAGCUAUAAUAAGCGUUUCCUUGAUGGUAAAAUGUAUGCUUCCUAUUCUUUUAUAAACAUAUCUAAGGGUAAAGAGCAGCUUAAUCAUGAAAACAGUUUGAAGAACAUGGUUGAGGCUGCUGCUAUCUCCCAGAUUAUUGGAAGCAUUAGAAAAGAGUUUGUGAGGACAAGGAAGAAAACCAGCAUAGGAAUCAUAUCUCCAUAUAAGGCUCAAGUUUAUGAAAUCCAGGAGAAAGUUAAGCAGUACUGUUCGGUUUCUGAUCCUAACUUCUCUAUUAGUGUUCGGUCUGUCGAUGGAUUUCAAGGUGGCGAAGAAGAUAUCAUAAUAAUCUCUCUUGUGAGAUCUAAUGGGAGAGGGAAAGUGGGUUUUCUUUCGGAUAGACGAAGAGCAAAUGUGGCUCUGACUAGAGCUAGAUAUUGUCUUUGGAUAAUAGGAAAUGCAGCAACUUUAAGGAAUAGUGACUCUGUAUGGAGAAAAGUAGUUGUUGAUGCAAAGAAAAGAGAUUGUUUCCAUAAUGCUGAUGAUGAUAAGGGAUUGGCUCGGGCUAUUGGGGAUGCCUUGCUUGAGCUUGAACUACUAGACGAGUAUGAGACCCCAUUUAAGAAACUCAGUCUAGGGAACAAGCCAGAGACAGCUGCUACAUCAUCCAGGUAG
Molecule: messenger RNA, 2751 nt
Organism: Gastrolobium bilobum
Lineage: Eukaryota; Viridiplantae; Streptophyta; Magnoliopsida; Fabales; Fabaceae
Product: helicase sen1-like
Exons: 6
Coding region: 1-2751 (916 amino acids)
Molecular function (GO): helicase activity
Source: RefSeq, a predicted model, not a curated record